AUGUUCGUUGGCCAUCAACCUAUAUUAAAGGUGUCGCGGACAACGGCAGCUAUCCGUGGUCUCAUAUUGAUUACGGCUUGGGCUCAAUUCGCAACCGUUAGUGCAGGCCAGACCUUGCCAUAUACCCCCACCAGCAUCUUCAUUCCAGAGUCGAGGCCUGCGCCAGCUUUAGAGAAUGUGACGUCUCACAUUGCAUAUCUAUUUUCGCCACAGGAUAACGGGGUUGAUCUACUGGCACUUAACUUCUCCAGCAAUCUACACGCCUCGUCGUUAUCUCUUCAAACUCUGACGUCGAAUGUACCUUUCCUAUAUACGAACACCACGGCGUUUACCCCGUCAUUGGCUGACAAUGGAUCGCUCAUCGUCUACGCUGGCGACUGCUCUUCUUCGUCUGGCUCCGAGAUCUGGACAUUCAACCCCUCUGCCAACGACGGUGCAUCGGCAUCAUGGAUCAAAGCGAAUGUCGCACUUGCCUCGGAAGCAGAUUCUAUUCAAGGAGGACCUGGCUUCCUAGGUGGCAGCUUUAGUUUUUCGACCACUCUGGAGCCUGUGCUAUCGCAGGCAACGACUUAUGUCUACGGAGGAAUGUGUCCUGACACGGCUACCGAUGCUGGUGCCAAUACGCCGCAGUCCAACGCCACAUAUUCAAACCAGAUGAUCACGAUCUCCCCGUCAAAAACUGCCGCGGGCCAGUACGCAGUUGAUACGGUUCCUAGCAAAGGGCCUCCUAUCCCCGAGGCCGGGUUCACCUUCACCAGUCUCUCUCCGUCCGUGUCUAACCGGACAGGCGUCAUCACUCAGCAAGUCAACUAUGUGCUUUUGGGUGGUCACACACAAUACGCCUUUAUCAACAUGAGCACUGCCGCCAUCUGGAGCUUGCCAGAAGAAAGUUGGAGUUUUAUCUAUAACAUCGAUACCGCCGCCGCAGGAACUGGGAGUACCGAACUUGCGAUCAAGAGCACUGCCGAGAGCGUAAGCCCGCGAUCAGGCCACACAGCCGUGCUUAGCGAAGACGGGUCUUCACUAGUUAUAUUGGGCGGCUGGGUUGGGGACGUAUCUCAAGCCGCUACACCGCAGCUAGCUAUUCUCAGUAUCGGGGCUAGCUACGGCGGCGAGGGAGACUGGCAAUGGCUGGUGCCUGAGGUGCAGCCAGAAGGGUCGGGUAUCUACGGUCAUGGUGCUGCAUUACUCCCGGGCAACGUUAUGAUGGUCUAUGGAGGGUACAGCAUAUCAUCCACCGGAACCAAGGUUAGGAGGCAAAGUUCCGGUGACAGCAAUCUGCCCAUGUUUCUCAACCUAACUUCAAUGAGCUGGUCUGAUCGAUACACAAACCCGGAGUUCACCGAGUCAGGCCAGGAUGGUGACUCAACUACUACUAGCGAUGAUGGAAAGAAGCGGUUAGGACUGGGACUAGGACUGGGUCUUGGAUUUGCAGCCAUCAUCGCAGCAAUCGUGGCAUGGCCCUGGUACCGCCGUCGCAAGCGCACCAAACGUACGAUCCGAGACUCUGUAAUUGGUGCCCUCGUCCAGGAUACAUCUCGAUUCCUACCACAUGACGACGAGAUGAUGGAGCCCGGCGGAAGUUGGUACAUGGGCGGCCCUGAUCCCUACCUGCGCGGGCACCGCUCGCUGGGCUACCAGAGCUUACAGAUAGGCAGCCCCGGCUCAGCAGACAACAACGGUCACCAGACGUGGUACGGCGGCAUGCCCACGCAAGGCGCGAAGAAAGCCCCACCCCGCCGGAACACCUACGACCCGCCGUCCAACUCGCGGGGGCCCAACGCCAUCCACCCGAUCAUCGAAGCCGACGAGGACGGCUCCCUUCACGACGGGGAUAACAUGGCGAGCGAGCCCGUCAGCCCCGUGCGCGACGCCAACGCCGGCGACGGGAGAAACGACUCCGACCCGUUCCUGACGCCGACGUACGAGAACAGCAACAGCAGCAUCUCGUUCCCGCAGCCCAGCCGCGCAUCCCUGACGCCGAGUCCCGAGGAACGCAGGGGCGGCGGGACGACGGACCCGGAGGUGCAGGACUGGAUGUCCGACGUCGAGGCUAUGGACGCGCUGUUGAAUAGUCGCAGAGGAGCAGGAGCGUCGGGACACGUCUCGCCCACGCGGCGCAGCGGUGGUCCGAAGGUGAACAACAGCAACAGCAACGCGUCAGAAGGAGGGGGAGGCAACCGUGGCAGCAUCCUCGGCAGCCUCAGCCGCUCGGGCUCCGUGCGCUCGCACCUGCGUCUGAGUUUCGGGCUUGGGCUCGGGCUCGGGCUCGGGUCCUCUUCUUCUGCCUUACCAUCUCCGACUACCGCCAACGCGAAUACCGGUAGAGCUGGUGCUGCCGACGAUGACAACAAUAAUAAUAGAGGGGGUAGCAGUAGCUCGAGCACGGCGCCGAGCUACAACACGGCGAAGAGCAGCUUCCAUGCCUUGCAGGCGGAGGGGCCGUCGCUGUUGCUUGGUGGCAGUAACAAUAACAACAGCACUGCUCACAACAACAACAAUAGCAACAACGGCAGCAGCCCCAGCAAAAGCAAGCCCCAGCGCCGCUCCUGGCUCGGCAGUCUGCGGCGCGUGCUGAACCUACCGGACCACGACCCCAGCGGCAGCAACGCCACGAUAGCGGAACGCGAGACGGAGAAGGUGGAGGAUGAGCGUGGAGGGGGCGCGGCCAGCGACUACGACUACGAGGCGAAGAGAUUAAGUGGAUUGAGCGGGAUAGCGGCGGGCGCGGGGCUGCUGAGGCGGAAGAGCGGGAGGGGGGAUUGGGAGGAGGCGGCGCUUGGGCCGGCUUCGGGCUCGAACUCUACCGCGAUGAGGAGGGGGCAGGAGUACGGGGCGAUAGGGGGGUCGCAGGGGUGGAGCGAAGGGGAAAAGGGAGGAGAAGGAGGAGGAGGAGGAGGGGGAUAUGGGGACGAGUACGAGGACGAGGACGAGGAGUGGGACAUCGAGAAGGCGGUCGAGAGGAGGCUUGUGCAGGUCCUGUUCACGGUGCCUAAGGAGCGCCUGCGCGUGGUCAAUGCCGAGCCCGAUGCGGAGAGCGCGGUCGAUGUUGCGGUUGCGGAGCCUGCUACUAGUGGUAGUGGUAGUGGUGGGGAGAAGGGGCCGGAGGUAAGGGUGCUGACGCCGAGGGCGGCGGAGAAGCUGCCUGAGGUAAGGGAGAGGGCUUCCCCGCCGCCGCUUCUAAAACCGAGGUCGUUUGUUAGCCAGUUCAGCGAGGCGAGUGAGGAUGGGGGUGCGGCGCUAUAUGAUGAUGCACUGGAGGAGGUGGAGGUGGAGGUGGAAGAGGAGGCGGGAUGGUACCGGGAUAUGGGCAUGAACAGAGACGAAGAUGAAAACGAAAACGGAGAUGGGAAUGAGCAUAGGGAUAGAGGGAGGCAACAGCCCCAAACCCCGAGAGGCACCCCGUCGCGGCUAGCCGAGGGCGCCCGGCUGCUGAUGGUGGACACGCCGAGCAGCGAGUCUCGCAAGAGGAAGCCGUCGCGAUCGCCGGUGCAGGAUCUAGAGGACGAACUGUACUCGGCGCAAGCGGUCAGGCUCGAGAAACCGCGGACCCGGGUCCUGGCCAUGGUCCAGAGUUUUGAGAGUCUGAGCCGUGAGGGAAGCCCGGCGAACUCGCCUACGCGGUGA
Hypoxylon fragiforme is the source of this 3627-nucleotide messenger RNA. RefSeq lists its product as uncharacterized. NCBI's taxonomy places the organism in Eukaryota, Fungi, Ascomycota, Sordariomycetes, Xylariales, Hypoxylaceae. Gene Ontology annotation, molecular function: protein binding. The record is from RefSeq and is a predicted model, not a curated record. Bases 1 to 3627 code for a protein of 1208 amino acids. The transcript has 2 exons.